CGAUGUACUAGUCUGUCAGGACGAACACACAGAUAGAAGAAGAGAUACUUUUGCUCACGUUUCUGCUGUGUGAGUUGUUUGCUGGUUCAUGUCAAAAUAAGGUUGUCGACGGAGGUGGGUUGCCAUGGCAUCACGAGCAGGACCGCGGGCUACUGGAACAGACGGCAGCGACUACCAGCACCGCGAGCGCGUCGCGUCACACUACCAGAUGAGUGUGGCUCUGAAGUCUGAGAUCAAGAAAUUGAACAUCGCCCAUGCAGUGGUCUGGUUUCUUAUCGCGGCACAGGUGCUUGUCAGCCAACUCAACCUGGUAUCCCAUAAAGUAGUGGCUUCUCCAUACCAAUGGGAAUACACAUAUCUCCUGAGCAUUAUACCUACUGUCUUCAGUUUCAUGGCUUUGCCAAAAAACAACAUCAGCUAUCUGGUCAUCUCAAUGAUCAGCGGCGGGCUUUUCUGCGUCGGUCCUAUUCUUUACGGAGGAAUGGAGAUGUUCCCUGUGGCUCAGCAGCUUUACCGCCACGGCAAAGCUUAUAGGUUCAUCUUUGGCUUCUCUGCCGUGUCUAUAAUGUACUUAGUCUUGAUUAUUUCAGUUCAGGUACACGGCUGGCAGAUCUACUACAGUAAAAAGCUGCUGGACGCCUGGUUCACCAACACACAAGACAAAAAGAAGAAAUAAGUGACUUCUGGAGGAUAAUGUUGAGUGUGAAUACUUGUUUGUGUCUUUAUUACAUUUCCUGAGGGUUCUUCGAUCAAAUACUUGUUAUGAUUAACUGAAUUGAGCCUAAGAGGAGAUCAGAUUUGUUAAACCGGGAUGUUCGGUGUCUGUCAAGCUUCUCAUCCACUGGCUCUCAGCCCAGAUCAAGACGUCACUGAUGUCCGUUUCUGCUUAGGUUUGAACUGCUGGCUUUGUAAUCUCUGUCUGUUCCCACCACACUGUCUUUGCAUAUACCUCAUGUCUCAUGAAUCGAACUCAGAUGAUCUACAAUUAUUCGUUUAAUAAUAUAGUUUCAAAUUUUUCUGCUCCCCCUAAAAAUUUGCUAACAAUAAAAUGCCAAUAAAAAUGUAAACCUUGACAA
Danio aesculapii is the source of this 1076-nucleotide messenger RNA. RefSeq names its product jagunal homolog 1b (gene jagn1b). The record is from RefSeq and is a predicted model, not a curated record. NCBI's taxonomy places the organism in Eukaryota, Metazoa, Chordata, Actinopteri, Cypriniformes, Danionidae. Gene Ontology annotation, biological process: vesicle-mediated transport; endoplasmic reticulum organization; granulocyte colony-stimulating factor signaling pathway. Gene Ontology annotation, cellular component: endoplasmic reticulum membrane. The transcript has 3 exons. Bases 125 to 676 code for a protein of 183 amino acids.